This is a messenger RNA of Adineta ricciae, 984 nucleotides long. The record is from the annotation of a GenBank genome assembly. NCBI's taxonomy places the organism in Eukaryota, Metazoa, Rotifera, Eurotatoria, Adinetida, Adinetidae.
AUGUCUGACAAAGAAAUGACUACCAACAAUUCGAUGGAUGUUGAUUCAGUUCCUGCUAAAUCGACUCCAUCUCCGAAUGUACCAUCAUCCUCUGCUGUACUUGAUAUUGGUAUCGGUAGUGGAUAUAUAUCGGGUUCAGAUGACGAAGAAAUGACUGAACCGACAACAUCGCAGAGUUCAACACCAGACUCGACAACACUUCCGCCGACCACGAAGAAAAAACCUCUAACAGCUGGCAAACAUCCACUUACAAAAACAAAAUCAUCACUAGUUAAUUAUGAACGCGACUCCGAUGACGAUGAACAUACAGAUGAUGAAGACGACGAUGAAAACGGGCAUUCUAAUGAGGAACAGGAUCUAGACGACGACCGAUCUAAUUCCAAUCAUGCCGCUCCAUCGCAUGGCGAAGAAUCGGAUAUUCUUCAAAUGGAAUCAAGUACAUACGCUGAACAAACAAUAGUCACAUCGGAUUUGCUCAAUGUGACACCGUUCAAAGGAGACGACGCCUCACCAUCUCGUUCCGACCUACAGUCAAAUUAUGCAUUCGUAUUUCCAGAAGACGCAGAAAUUCGCAUACCACCAGAACCAUCAAAGAACUGUUCGGCGAGGCUGCAAGCAAAAUUCGAAGACUAUUAUGAUCGAUAUAUCAAAACAGGUAUUGAUCAAAAUGCUGUUAUUCAAAGAUUGAAAGAUUUUCGAAAUCCAUGUAUGUACGAAAAAAUGAUUUCACAUUUGGAUAUCGAUGAAAUUGGUACAAAUUUUCCUCAAGAAUUGUAUGAUCCACACUUAUGGGGUAAAGAAUCGUAUUACGAAGAAUUAAGUAAAACGCAAAAACUAGAAAUGGAUCGACGAGAAAAAGAACGGCGCGAUCGAGCUAAAAUUGGCUUUACUCCAGGUGUGAAAAAAAUCGAUCAACUCGGUAUUGGUUCAACGAAUAAUUCGGAUCUCGGUGGUGAAAAACGUCGCAGUCGUUUUGAUCAAUAA